This is a messenger RNA of Cokeromyces recurvatus, 1251 nucleotides long. RefSeq names its product UPF0014 family. Lineage: Eukaryota; Fungi; Mucoromycota; Mucoromycetes; Mucorales; Mucoraceae. The record is from RefSeq and is a predicted model, not a curated record. Bases 78 to 959 code for a protein of 293 amino acids. The transcript is spliced from 5 exons.
UUUUUUUUAUUAUUAUUAUUCUAUUUUUUAUUAUUUCUUAUCUUAUACCCUCUCUCUCUCUCUCUCUUUAAUUUAGAAUGGAUUUUACGAUAUUAAAUACAGUAUAUAAAUUGUUGGCAGAAGGUGAAAAUAACGUGCCGAAUUUAUCAUGGUGGAAUGUGGCUAUUGCUUCAUUAUUUCUAUUUGUAAACGGUUUUAUUUCAUUUUUUCUCGGUUUAAAGUUAGAAAAAUCAUUGUUAACAAGCUCAAUUCGCUGUAUUAUUCAACUAACAAUUAUGGGUCAAAUCCUCGAAAGAAUAUUUAAUGCAAAAAAUCCCAUCUGGGUUGCAGUCAUGACAUUUGCUUUAAUCUUUCUAAGUUCAUGUGAGACUGUUUAUAAUAAAUCAGAUUGGUCUUAUAGUGGCAUGUUCCCUUCUGUCUUAUUAUCAACAUUAUUUUCUACUAUUUUUAUUGGUAUUUUAGGAACACGUUUUGCCAUGAAUCAAGGAAAAGAUUUUUGGCUCCCAGAAUUAUUUAUUCCAACUGUAGGAUUAUUAUUAGGGAUAACAUCAGGAGCAAUGGCAGUAGGGUUAACGACUUGUUUAACUAAAAUGGGACAACAAUCUAAUCAAAUUGAAACCUAUUUAAGCUGUGGAGCAAGUCGCUGGGAAGCAGGUAGAACGGUAGCUAUUGAAGCCAUUCGUCUAGCCAUGUUACCGAGCAUCAAUCAAAUGUCUGUUAUUGGUUUAAUUACUAUUCCAGGUGCUAUGACAGGCCAGAUCUUAGGCGGGGCACCUAUUAUGAAUGCAGUUAGAUAUCAACAAAUUAUUACUUUUAUGAUCUCUGCUACUACUGGAUUAUGUGUCUUGUCUGUUGUCUAUGUAAAGUUUACAUUAUAUAUGUAUAUUAUAUCUAUCCAUCUAUCUAUAUACCUAAUAUAUAUAUUCUUAGUUUUGUAUUCAUCAUAUGUUAGAUACUAAACAUCGACUUCGAAAGGAAAAAGUACACAAGUACAAAGCUAAUCUAUUUUAUGAUAUUAAAGCAUUAUGGAUCGACUUUUGGAAUGAACUAUCCAAUCAAGAAUACAAUGACGAUGAUCAGCAAUCACAAGCAGCAAAUGAAAAUACACCUUUAAUCAGUAACAGAAGAAGAAGCUCAUAAUGUACAAAAAAGGAAAAAAAAUAAAAUAUGUGUGUAAUAUAUAACAAAGAUGAAGAUAAUUAUUACUGUGCAUAAAAUAAAUAAAUAAAUGGAAAAGGAAUUUUUUUUUUU